Plodia interpunctella (Indianmeal moth) is the source of this 1254-nucleotide messenger RNA. RefSeq lists its product as uncharacterized. Lineage: Eukaryota; Metazoa; Arthropoda; Insecta; Lepidoptera; Pyralidae. Bases 133 to 981 code for a protein of 282 amino acids. The transcript has 5 exons. The record is from RefSeq and is a predicted model, not a curated record.
AACUUCGGAGCAGAUAACAUUUUAUUAGUAUUACGCUCCAUUCCUUCGUAUAUUUUACUUUAUGCACAUAAAUAUUCUCGUAUGUAUCUACCCUUGACGGGUAAAAAGUAUAUAUUAUAUGUUAUGUAAACUAUGGAUUUUGCUUAUGUAGUUUUGGCUUUUGCCGCUUAUUUCUUCUAUGUUUCGGCGAAUUAUAAUAAGGAUGUUACAUGUAUUAUAGAUAAGGGUGGAAAAACUGUUUGUAAAACAAGUCCAAAAGUACUUAGACGUAGCGAUGGUGAUGUAAAAAGUAAAGUGUUGCCAUCUUACGAUCCGUACAUACCUCAAAAAUUCGAGCUAUUCUACAAUUGUACAAAACUAAAAUGCGAACAACUAUACUUAAAUUCACUAACGCAAGUCACAGAUCCUGACGUUAUUUUGAAAGGAUGUUACAAAUUAAAUGACAAAUUCGCAUGUGACAAUAUAAGAUACAAUCAUUUGAAGAAUGUAGAUAAAAUAUUGUUUCUUAAUAGCAAUGUUAAAGAUAAAACAUUUUACGUAGUGGAUUGCUUGGUUUAUAAUGACGGCGGGAGAGUAUGCCAUAGGAAAGAUGAUUUAGACUCACACGUUAAGCUUGUGGACACAGGAACAAUAGUAAGGCCGAACGAAACGUAUAUUCUAUCGCAAGAUGAAUUUAUUUGCGAAGAAAAUAACGAAGGCCAUGUUAAUUGUGAUAUAAAUCCAUUCGUGUCUUACGAUGAAAAGCUUGUUUUGAAAGAGUCACUGUUGACUAAUGCUAAAGUGCUUUUGAAAACUGGAAACUAUGUGGUGCAAUUGCAGAAGAACUGCAUUUGGACUUGGUGUGGUUACAGCGGCAUUAUAAUUAAAUCUACUAGAAGAGAUUUGCCUCGGUAUGAACCACCCGGUGGAAAGCAUCGACGGCGUUUUUGGUCUUCUGUCAAAUCAUUGAGUGGUCGUCUAAUUCACAAACUCAUGGGCUGACCGUCUAGUUCAAAGUUUCCUGUUGCCUAAAUAUAUUCCGAUGUUACUACGCGAAAAAACAGCAAAUUUGUAAGAGGAUACCAAGCAGACCAGGUCUUAUCGGAGACGGGAUAGACAGUUUCAAUUUUCAAGCUGGAUAAAUCGUCGCGCGCUCUAUUAUCAUUGGUUAUUCGUUACUUGGGAAUAAACAGUUUAGGUACAUUGUGGAAUGGUGUUUCUGUUUCGAUGUUUCUUUUUAUGUCAGAAAAAGAAAUAUAACUUACUUAUUUACCA